Messenger RNA from Monodelphis domestica (gray short-tailed opossum), 3474 nucleotides. It is a transcript of the gene OASL, whose product is annotated as 2'-5'-oligoadenylate synthetase like. Gene Ontology annotation, molecular function: double-stranded RNA binding; protein binding; 2'-5'-oligoadenylate synthetase activity. Gene Ontology annotation, cellular component: cytosol; nucleoplasm; membrane. The record is from RefSeq and is a predicted model, not a curated record. Gene Ontology annotation, biological process: negative regulation of viral genome replication; regulation of ribonuclease activity; defense response to virus. NCBI's taxonomy places the organism in Eukaryota, Metazoa, Chordata, Mammalia, Didelphimorphia, Didelphidae.
AGAGGCCAUCAUCCAGGGGACCUGACUCAGCAGACGCCCUUUCCCCAGCCUCUGAUUCCAAGAAGAAGAGUUCCAGUUUUGACUUGAUCGUAUAAAAAAAUCAAAAACGCCCCGACUUUCCUGACCUUUUCCCCAGCAAGGCAGAGGAAGGAGAGGCAGAGCCACCUUAAGGAGGAGGGCCGAGGGUGGGUCGGCCAGUUAUUUAUCUAAAGCCACACCCAGCCCGAAGCACAGAUGGAGCGGUCUGGGAGCCUGUUCGAUACUCCUGCCGAGAGACUGGAUGCUUUCGUCGCUCAAGAACUCCUUCCCAACAAGGAGUUGAAAGACGAGAUCGAUGACGCCUACAGGAGGGCUCAGGGAUUCCUUCGGGAUCGAUGUUUCCGGAGUCCGGAGCCCAGGGUGCUGAAGAUGGUCAAGGCAGGGUCAGUGAUGACUGGGACGAUGCUGAAGUACGAAACCGAAGUCCAGAUCGUCGUGUUCCUCGACUGCUUCCAGAGCUACAGGUCGGAGGCCGACUACCCCCAGGCCAUGAUCAGGCUCAUGAAAGACAGACUGCAACGCUGCUGGAAGAGCCUGGCCUACAGCAUCGAUGAUAUAUGGCUGGACUCCGACAUCCCCGGCUCCCUCGUCUUCAGGAUUCAGUCCAGGAUGACGUCAGAGCCCAUCAGUGUGGCCAUUCUGCCUGCUUACAAUGCCCUGGGAUCCUGCCGUCUCACUGAACCGCCACCCCCUGAGAUCUACGUGGACCUGAUUAAGGCCAAAGGUCUUCCCGGGGAAUUCUCACCAUCCUUCAUCCAACUCCAGAAGAGCUUCAUAAAAAGUCAUCCCGUCAAGCUGAAAAGCCUCCUGCGGCUGGUGAAGCAUUGGUACCUGAAGCAUCUGAAAUUCCACUGUCCCAAAGCCCCUCUACCGCCAAUAUAUGCCCUGGAACUACUCACCAUCUAUGCCUGGGAGAUGGGAACCAAUUCAGCAGAAAAUUUCAACCUGUCUAGAGGCUUUGUGAGUGUCAUGGAGCUCCUCCUGGACUACAAAGGCAUCUGCAUCUAUUGGACCACAUACUACAGCUUCCAGGACCAGAUCAUUGGGAACUUUGUGAAGCAGCAGCUAAAGAAGGAAAGACCUGUCAUCUUGGACCCAGUGGAUCCCACUCACAAUGUAGGAGAGGGAAAGCGAUGGGAUCUGGUGGCCCAGAGAGCAUCCCAGUGCCUGAAACAGAUAUGCUGUUUAGACAAGGAUGACUACCGGAUCCCAGCCUGGGAUGUGAAGAGAGCAAGAUCUAUCCAGGUUACAGUGAGAAGACAGAACCAAGAGACCCUGACCAUCUGGGUAGAUCCCUAUGAUCCAAUCCACCAAGUGAAGCAGCAGCCAGAGCUAGCCUGCCUCCUGAUGGAGGAGCACUCCUUCCUGUCCUUCCAGGAGCCUGGCUGUGGGGAGCAGCAACAGCUUAGGAGCCACUACUGCCUAGCAGAUUAUGGCAUCUUCUCUGAUGUCACCAUUUGGCUAUCAGGAAGAGUCACCUCGGAGAUCCAGCUGUUCAUCAGAUUCUCCAGAAGCAGAACCUAUGGCUACUCCCUGAGGUCCAACGACUUCAUCGGGAAACUGAUGAGGAUGAUUGAAGAAAAUGAAGGGCUGUCCCCAGAGGACCAUAUUCUGAUGUUCCAGGGACAGCCCCUCCAGAUGGGUUUCUCCCUCGAGUACUAUGGCAUCCAGGAGGGUGACACCUUGGUUAUCUCAGAAAGAAGGGUAUCCCAGGCAUCCUUCCUCAGAAAAGAACAGCAGGUGCGCUAUUUUUUUUAAACUUUCCCAGUAGAUUCCCAGCCAUUUUAACAAUCAUCUGUCCUCAAGGUUUUGUUGUUUAGUUUCAUUCUCUUCUGGUAGGGGAGCCAUCUCUUAAUCUGGUCGUGCAAGUAAGAGUAGCCAGCUGAGAUUAGCUUAGGGAGCGGCAGGGAGAAGUUGUUUUAAUUUUCCAUCUCCUCCAAUGGGAUUCCAUCCCAUCUUGUGUUGGUUUUGGUCAGAACCAUAACUAAUGAUUUGGGGGGGAGUCAUAUAAACUACCUUUAAAUCAACUUUCUAAAUAAGCAUGUGAAAAUAAUGUAAGUCGAGGCAGCUAGGUGGCUCAGUGGAUAGAGAGCCUGGAGAUAUAAGGUCCUAGGUUCCAAUCUGGCCUCAGAUCCUUUCUAGAUGUGUGAUCCUGGGGAAGUCACUUAACCACCAGUGCCUGGCCCUUAACACUCUUCAGUCUUGGUGUCCAUUCUAAGACAGAAAGUAACAGUUUUUAAAAGAAAAAUGUAAAUCAUCACAACAAAUUCACUCCUGAAGAAUUGUUACAUUUGGGAAAGCUUUCCAUUUCAGUGCCCUGGGAUAAAGCAACCUAGGUAUGGCUCUGGUCCCAGCUGCCUGUUCCGAGCAAAAUUGAGGUCAAUAAAGUAUGUCCUCAGAACCUUGGCCUUCCUUCUCUCUGCCUGUAGCCCUCUCGGCACCCACCUGCUUUUAUAAGGAGAGUAUUGUGGAUCUGAUCAAUUCAUUCACAUUGGAGAUGUAAGGGACUUGGUACUACUGAACCAUUGCCCGUUAUCUUGACUUUGGUCUUGCCAUUGCCUUCAGUGAUUCUGGAAGAAAGAGUGAGGACAGUGACUUUAUACAACUCUGUCUCAGUAAAACCCAAUUCAUGCACAAGUCAAGACAUAGCCCAUAAUGAUGUCAUUUUUGGUCUUCAUCAAGUACAAAGGACAACCAACCAACCGACCGACCAUUAAGCACCUAAUAGUACCAGGCACUGUGCUAAGUACUGUGAAUAAUAAACAUAAAUAAUGAAAAAUAAAACAAUCCCUACUUCCAAAUAGUUCAUAUAGGGUCACGUUGGGGGAGGUGAGGAAAGAUGUUUAGAAACCCAAGAUAGAAUUAGAGAAAGAUAAACUUUUAUAAGGUUAAGUUUAAGAAUAGUGGAUACUGUCUCCAGAGCUACUGGCAUGAGCUCAUUCCAAGAACCCUGGAAGGGAUCUUGGAAUGUACAAGGAGCUGAAGGAAGCUGUUUGAGUGGGCAACUGGCACUUCCUGUCCUGAGAUGGGAGAAGAAACCUGCUGCAAUCUUCUGAGGUUUCCUACCUCAACCUUUUGAGGGAGAAGAUAAUUGUUAACUGCCUUUGGAGAUUCCUGUUUCCCUGGAGAGAACAUCUUAUCAACAAUCUAGCUCUACCUGCUGUUUACCAACAUUGCCCAAGAGAAGUCUUACCUGGAGAUCCUGCUUGGUGGGCUCUGUGGUUUACUCAGGGUCAUACUCCGAGUAUGAAAAAAAAAUUGGUGGGGAAAUUAGCUAGAAUCAGGGAGGAAAUAGUAUAGCUGGAAGACCAGAAGAAUCCAUUGUGAGAUGGACAUAUAUGGAAGGGUGGAGUUUUAGGACUUAGUCAGGGCAUCCUUAUGUUUCAAUUCUCAUAGUUUACCCUUGAUUUCUAAAUAAAGUUACUUUUUUACAAA